AUGGCGGAUGAGAAUGAAAAUACAGAUACGGCUCAUCUGAGACAAAUUGUGAGAGAAGAAAUUGCCAGAUCAAGUGAUAAACAACCGAAACCCUGUAAGGCUAAAUACCCAGUCGGUAUAUGAGAGAACACAGCAGUUGAUAAGAGGAGCAGCAAAUACUGCUGUGAAUGAGCUGUCGAGUCAAAUUCAGCCACAAGGUCCGCUAUGGUUUUCAACAUUAACAACGGUGCUAACACAAGGGGCUCAUGCGCCAAGCUUGCAAGAGUCUAGAAGUUCGGCCGGAUAAUGUAAAUCUCAGCCUGGUCAUCCCUGGAGAUUCAAAGCUGCCAGUGCUCCAAAACGCAAAGUGGCUGAAGGAGAGUCAAUAAACGUUUGGCUCUUAGAUUAUCCAAUUGACAAUUCCAGAAAUGAAAAAGGCUUUGUAUCACUAACCCUACUGAUAAUCCAAUGGGAGAUAAAACAAAUAAUUGCAUUUCUCCUUCAAACGAAAUUUCCAAAUCUGGAAAGUUACCAAUUUGAUUAUGUGAAACACAAGAGAAUCAAGAUUUGCACUCCAGCAACCCGGGCAGAUUGAUUUUUCAUGGAAUUUUGCUGCCCUUAAAAAUCUUUGGGAACUGGGAAAACUUUAUUGCCAGUUAAAUGUGUCACAAAAAGUGAUAGAGGAAGGCAGUGACAAUGAUGACCUUGAAUCUUAUUCAUUCCUGUCAAAUUCAUCUAGUGAUGUGAAAAUCGGUUCAAGACAAGAGGUUCAAUCUUCCGCAGGUGAUCAGACAAGUGGUACCCAAAUGUCAACAAUUGGUACCCAAUCAUCAACAAGUGGUACCCCUCCCACCGAGCAGCGGAAUGUAAAAGUAUUGUGA
Molecule: messenger RNA, 860 nt
Organism: Paramuricea clavata
Lineage: Eukaryota; Metazoa; Cnidaria; Anthozoa; Malacalcyonacea; Plexauridae
Source: the annotation of a GenBank genome assembly